AGACUUCGGGAUAACUUCCUGCACUGUACACACACACACACACACACACAUACACACGUAAAAGCAGAGAAAAAGAAGGACCGGAGCUCCGGAAAUAACCGCCAAGUCGUCGUGAAGGACGAAACCGAAUGGAUUUAUUUCACUAAUAAUAAUAAUAAUAAUAAUUCGAAUCGUGAUAAUAAACAACAAUUGAAAGAAAUCCACGGAAACACAACUCCUCAUAAGUGAGUCACACGGAGAGAGAAAUAAUACACACCGCUAGCAUCCAGGCUGCUAGCUAACGUCGGCUUAAAGGACGUGAAGACGCUCGUGCAUUAAAGGGCAGUAUGGUUGAAGUGGUGGUGGAGUAUGAAUAUGAAGCAGUACAUGAAGAUGAACUGACCCUUCGACUAGGAGACGUGAUCAGAAACGUGCGACGGAUAGAGGAAGAUGGAUGGAUGGAAGGUGAAUUAAACGGACGCAGAGGCCUUUUCCCAGACAACUUCGUCAAGGAGUUGAGGAAAGACUCGAAAGAGGAAACGAAGGAGGCGAAGGAGGUGAAGGAAGUGAGGGAGGUUGCGCAACCACAGCGAAGGUCGUCAGGAAACGUGGCCAGCCUGGUGCAGAGGAUCAGCACGUACGGCAUUCCGGCAGGAGGUCUGGGUUUCCAGCCUCGAACGUCCAAAAAGAAGCCGAAAAGACGUCAGUGUAAAGUCCUUUUCGAGUACGUGCCGCAGAACGAGGACGAGUUGGAGCUGAAGGUGGGCGAGAUCAUCGAAAUCUCUGAGGAGGUGGAGGAAGGUUGGUGGAGUGGGAUCAUGAACGGGAAGACCGGCCUCUUCCCAUCCAACUUUGUGAAAGAAAUCGAGGCGAGCGAGGACGGCGAGAGCAACGACGUGGCUGACGAGCCAGACAGUAAAGAUGACGUCUCCAGUCCAGCUUCCCCUCACCCUGGAAACGGGGUCAUCGCACAGCCUAAAAAGAUCAAAGGCGUUGGGUUCGGCGACAUUUUCCGCGAAGGCUCGGUGAAGCUCAAACCUCGCUCGUCUUCGGAAUCGGAGGAAAAGAGAGAAAAACCUAUCCCAUCAUUACCGUCAGCCGCUAAGCCCAGCCCCUUAAACACGUCAGAUGCUCACAAACUGGAGAAAGACGCAGACAGCAAAGGUAAAGUAAAGGAAUACUGCAAGGCCGUUUAUAAUUAUGAGGCGACGAACCAGGACGAGCUAGACAUUAAGGAAGGUGAAAUCGUUCAUCUGCUAAGUAAGGAUACAGGGGAGCCAGGCUGGUGGAGAGGAGAGGUGAAUGGUAGAGAGGGAGUGUUUCCAGACAACUUUGUGGUGCUGAUUUCAGAGUCAGAAAAAGAGACACUUGUAUCCAAAGGCUCAGUUAAGCAGACUCCCAAACACGAGCCGGAAGAGAAACCAAAGAAGCCUCCACCACCGUCCAAAUCUGCAGCACUGAAGCCAGACGUCCCGAGUGCUGACAAGAAGCCCACACAGCCACGACCCGAGGAUAAAGUUGACAGGGCUGUACCGGAGAAACCCGUCAAGCCGGCUGCUCCCCUUGUGCCCCCUAAAAAGCCCGUUCCUCCUCCGGGAAAAGGACUGCUGCGUCCGGCGGCACUGCAGCCCAAACGACCUGAAAAACCUCUCGUUCCGUCUCCAGUAGCGAAGCAUAAUGGGGAGGUUCCCCACACACGACCAAAGUCAGACUUCGAGCCGUCGUUACCCAGCAAACCAAAAACGCUGUCUGGGGACUGGUCUGAGAAGACCGCCACCUUGGAUCUUCUGAGUUUCGACGACGUGUCCUCUACCUCGGAGAAGCUGUCUCACCCCACUGCAAACAGACCAAAGAUGCCUGGCAGGCGACUCCCGGCCCAGUUCGUCGGAGGCCAGUCUCCGAGCAAAGACGCCGGCGAGAACGCUCCAAAACCAGAAGAAGAGGAAGCCCCAAGACCAAAGUCAUGUGAACUGUCCAAGCCUUCCAUCUUAGCGCCGUCGUCCGGCGCGCAUAAGGCGGCGAAUUGUUCCUUUCCUGAGCCCAAAGCGAAAGCUGUGGUGGAGGAGGAGAAAGGCAGAGAACUGGAGGAGCUCAGGACUCAGAUUAAGGAGCUGCUGCUCUCCGUGGAGUUACUGAAGACGCAGCAGACGAGAGAACUUUCAGACUUAAGAAGCGAGCUGGAUGAAGAGCGGCUGAAACGGGUCGCUCUGCAGAUGGAGAUAGAGAAAUUAAAAAAGCAGGUACAAUCAACAUAAGGCGGGACUCCUGUGCUGCUGACGGAAAGCCGUCACGACCUGAUGCUAGCAUCGUUCCCUUAAUCCUUCGAGUCUCUGACCUACUCCAGAAAUUGUAAGAUUGACAUUUGCACAUAAUGAGCGUGUUUUUUGUUUUUUUUUAUGGUAUAGAACGGUGCAAUUAAGACUGAUGUAUAUGUUUUUUCUUGCUGUCUUUUUUCUUUUUAUUUGCCAACAACAUUUGAGGCCUUAUUAUAAACUACUGUGCUGGAUCUGCAGGCUCCAUGGUCAUGUGGCCGAAUUUGCAGUUUAUUACUACUGAAGCUGUAUAAAGUCAUGGAUGGGAUUCUUUUUUCUUUUUUUUUUAUGUGACUGGGUGUAGAUUUCCAAGCUAUUACGAUUGCAGCAAUAAUCCUCCGAUAUUCUCCUCUUCAGAUUACUCUGGAAUAUAUAUAUAAUAUAUAACCUACUCUGCUGCUGUAUCCUUAACCGUAUAUUCUGUCGCUCUGUCAAGCGGGGUCUUUUUCUUGUAAUUGUUCCCUAACCUUUUCAUCCAGGGUGACACUAUCGUGCCUGUUUUACAAAGUGUUAAUAUUGGAAGCUCGUUUAUUUCUUAGCUUUGCAGCAAGACAUAUAUAUAUAUAUCUUUUUUAAUCAGCCAUUACAACGAAUGGGAAUAUAUAUAUAUAUAUAAAUACGUACACACGUAUACGCAGG
This is a messenger RNA of Ictalurus punctatus (channel catfish), 2930 nucleotides long. It is a transcript of the gene cd2ap, whose product is annotated as CD2-associated protein. NCBI's taxonomy places the organism in Eukaryota, Metazoa, Chordata, Actinopteri, Siluriformes, Ictaluridae. The coding region runs from base 327 to 2234 and encodes 635 amino acids. The record is from RefSeq and is a predicted model, not a curated record. Gene Ontology annotation, molecular function: protein binding. The transcript is spliced from 19 exons.